UCGGCUCCGAGCCGUGCGCGAGUUCGUUUCAUCGAUAGAUAAAGGUAUUCGUGUUUACACGCGGUCGGUCGACUUGUUUUCGAAUCGAAACCCCCGAACGAACCGUCGUGAAGUUGUCUGUUGCCUAUCUGUGCUGUGUACGUAUCCGUGUGUGUGAGUGUGAUAAGUGCGAGAUGGAUUAACCGAUCGGAACUCAUCCUUCUUCGAAAUUACAAUUUCCAAGAGAAACAGCCGAGAAUAUGCGGCUACUCCAUCUGUCACGUGGCUAGUCAGUCAGCAACGACUCGACUUACGAAGUUUCAGCUGAAUUCGAGAGGACACGGACUGUCCGCGUAAUUUGGUUCGUUUCGUCGGUCGACGUAUCGCGAUUACGGAAAUAAUAUAUCGGCCAUUCGUCGAUCGAACGUGAAAUUGAAACGUCCGAGUCGAGAUUGCAGAGCGAAGAAUCGAACAAAGAAUCGGCAGAUUCUCGAAUUAAAUUUAUACGCGUGUCCAAAAUUGUCUGAUACAACUGUUUAUACUAGAUUUAUAUAUUUAUUUAUUCAUUCGUUCGUUCGUUCAUUUAUCUUCUUGACAUAUUCUACGUCAUAUUUUUCCGUAUUUCAAAGUGCACGCGGAUCGGAAAAUAUAAUUGCAAAUCGUUCGGUUUUCGAUCGUAAUCGAGAUGGCGAGUUUCUGCAGCGUUUCCGCUUCAUCUACUUGCGUGCCGCGUAACGUUCGCUACAAACUUUCGGAGUGAUAAUGUCAGAGUGCGCGUUUUUAAUCCUAAUACUAUACUGACGAACUUUUUAUAUACCUGCUGGACGGUUUCCAUCGCGUCAAAUCAAAUAAAAUUAUUAAAAAAACAAAAAAAAAAAAAAAACAACAGCAACGCGGAUCCGAUCGAGGGAUUCUAAUCGAUUGUUAUUAGUUGGCGUGAUUCUUGUACUGCGGUUUAAGGAAAAUAUCGUUCGACCAAUUGUGAGGAUCGAACGAAUGUGAUGCUGAAAUCGGACAGCCGCCCCAGGUGCCUAUUAUGACUGAGUACCUGGACACCCACUUUGUUCGGGCUCUUUGCCGCGAUCCAGACAGACGGACUCUUCAGGAUCUGCAGAUUAUUUAUUACGGAUUAUUGGGUCUCGAGGCACUUCGACCCUGCAGGGAUUCCAUACUUCGUGGAUUGUGCAAAAUUGUUCGCUACGAGCGACACCAUGCGAAUCAUGUGCUAUACUACACCGGCGAACUCGCGACCAGCUGGUACAUCCUGCUGUCCGGUUCCGUCUUCAUUGAUGGAUCCAUGUUUCUGCCCCGUUCCAGCUUUGGUAAGCGGACGGGAGGAAGCGCCCGAAGGCCGAACGAAUGCUUCGUCUUGGAACCCUCCGAGAUGAUAGUCAUCGACUACCCCGAAGUACACGGUGGAGGCGGCAGAAUGCACAGAACGCCGCAUCCAAUCACCGACCAUCGUCAGGUCAACUUGGUAUUCGAUGAUACGUUUUCGCAGGGCCUGACUGGCAGGCCAGAAUUGUUUCAAAAGUCAAACAGAAGCAGCCAUUCCAGUGACACAAGCUCCGCUUAUAGCGGCUCUGACACAAUGACGUCUGUUCAAAGCUCCUUGGAUGCCGACGAGGUCGACUUGUCCGGACUUGUCGAGUCCAUAGUAGACAGCGACGAGGAAGAAGACCUUGCCGAAAGCAUGGAUAGCCUGACUGUCCGCGACACGAUAAGAGACUGCUUGGAGAAAGAUCCCGUGGAUCGAACUGCGGACGACAUAGACAUACUUUUGGAAUUUACGCAACACUUGAAAGCCUUUACGAAUAUGACGUUAGCGGUGCGAAGAGCGUUGUGUGCCGUUAUGGUGUUCGCCGUGGUCGAGAGAGCCGGAAUGAUCGUUCUUAACGAUGGUGAAGAAUUGGACAGCUGGAGCGUGCUGAUAAACGGAGCAGUUGAAGUUGAGCACAGCAACGGCCAGGUCGAGCAGCUCCAGAUGGGGGACAGUUUUGGUGUUCAACCAACUAAAGAGCGCCUCUUGCAUCGAGGGGUAAUGAAAACGAAGUGCGAUGACUGUCAGUUUGUGUGUGUAACGCAGGAUGAUUACUGCAAAAUCCAGAGUCAGGGUGUUGAGAACACAAAACGGCACGAAGAAAAUGGUCGAGUAAUAUUAGUCACUGAAUUACGAGGCGCGUCGGAUGGUACCGGACGUAAAAGUCACGUCGUUAUUCGUGGCACCCCGGAACGUUUGAUGUUACAGUUAAUAAAAGAGACUAGCACCACAGAUCCCACCUAUGUAGACGAUUUUUUGUUGACGCAUAGAACGUUUAUUGACAAUCCACUGUUGGUAGCUAAUCAACUUUUAGAAUGGUUUACCGAACCACAAGUUAGGGAUCGUGUAACUAGAGUUGUGUUGUUUUGGGUGAAUAACCAUUUCACGGAUUUUGAAACUGACCCAGCAAUGAUGGAGUUUUUGGAGACGUUUGAGAUCGGUUUGGAAAAAGAAAAGAUGCACGGUCAGUUGAGAUUGCUGAAUAUUGCGUGUGCGGCAAAAGCGAGAACGCGAAACGUUACAUUGACAAGACCGAGCAGAGACGAAGUCCUGCAUUUCAGCAUACUCGGUGGCUAUGAGAGAAAUUUUGGAAUUUUCAUCUCUAAAGUUGACAAACGAUCAAAGGCUGAAGAUGUCGGAUUGAAAAGAGGGGAUCAAAUUCUCGAAGUAAACAGGCAAAGCUUCGAGCACGUCAGUCACGCGAAAGCCCUCGAAAUUCUCAGAGGAUCAACGCAUCUCAGUAUUACGGUCAAGUCCAAUCUUCUUGCAUUCAAGGAGAUGCUACAGACACCCGACAACUCACCAAGACCAAGGGGAAGGGUGAGCAAGCCGGAAAUUACGAGAUUACAAACCGACCUCAGACUGUCGACGCAUACGGAUCCAUUGACACCAGUAAAUGCCAUCAAUCCCUUGGUCUGCAACUUGCCGUUGUUAAUGACAGACAGUAAUGUCUCGCCGUGUAAAGACGCUAAGAAGGAGCACAAGGGUUUCAUGACGCUAGCGCCGAAAAAGAGGCUGCAAAAGGCACUGGAAAAGAUGAAAAUAUUGCCAAAGAAUACUAUCAACGAUGGCGUACACGUUGAUGACCCCCUAGGUCCUCCUCAUACCCCACCAGGUACGGGACUCACCCAAACUUCGAACCUCUAUCAUUCCAGAAGUAAUCCAGAUCUCACUACGAUAUAUUACGACGACCGUGCGCCAGAUUAUCCUGAACACGUUCUCAAGGUUUACAAAGCUGACCAGACUUGUAAAUAUUUAUUAGUACACAAAGAGACAACAGCUCACGAGGUUGUAAUGCUGGCUCUACGAGAAUUUGGUAUAACUGAUAGCAGUUCGAAUUUCUCUCUGGCUGAGGUGAGCGUCAGGGAAGGCGGUAUGAUCAAGCAACGUCAGUUGGCUGAUAAUUUGCAAAAUUUAGCGGAAACGAUAGGUCUUAGUUCUCGUUACUACCUAAAAACAAAGGGUGUAUCCGAGACUCUUGUUGCCGAUGAACAGGCGCCCGAACUUGUCCGCGAAUCGCAAGUUCAUUUCCUCCAUCUAAAUGCUGUUGAAGUUGCGAUUCAGUUGACGCUACAAGAUUUCAGCAUAUUUAGGAAAAUCGAAUCGACCGAAUACGUUGACGAUUUAUUUGAGCUAAGGAGUAGGUAUGGCACGCCGAUGCUCAGGGACUUUGCCGAGCUCGUCAACAGAGAAAUGUUCUGGGUUGUGACAGAAAUUUGUUCGGAGCACAAUCUUGUCAGACGAAGCAAAAUCAUCAAACAGUUUAUCAAAAUUGCUCGGCAAUGUAAAGAGUGCAAAAAUUUCAACUCAAUGUUCGCAAUCGUUUCUGGGCUGGGUCAUGCGGCAGUUGGUCGUCUUCGAGCAACUUGGGAGAAACUCCCUACUAAAUAUCAAAGGUUAUUCAAUGAUCUGGAAAAACUCAUGGAUCCAAGUCGAAACAUGAGCCAGUACAGGCAGCUGAUAGCAUCGGAACAAACUCAACCGCCAAUCAUUCCUUUUUACCCAGUUGUUAAAAAAGACUUGACUUUCAUUCAUCUGGGUAAUGACUCCAGGGUUGAAGGGCUAAUCAAUUUUGAAAAGCUCAGGAUGAUCGCCAAGGAGGUGCGUACACUAACGAAAAUGUGCUCCUCGCAGUAUGAUUUGCAAACCAUGACAGACAUCGGAGGACAAGCAUUAAGCUCAGCAAUGGUGUCAAUGAAUCAAAUGAACUCGGCGAAUCAAGGGGGACAAACGGCAACCGUGAAGAGACGGAAGAAGUCAACGGCAGCCCCGAAUCCCAAAAAAAUGUUCGAAGAGGCUCAGAUGGUUCGCAGAGUAAAAGCUUACCUAGCCAACAUGGAAGUGAUCACAGAUGAAGAGCGUUUGCACGCGCUUUCCGCCGAGUGCGAACCCCACGCGGGUGCGGUCGCGAUUGCUGCCGCCGUGCCGUUGGCCAACAGAGGUAGGAGACACCCGUCACCUACGCUGUCGACGACGAGCAGCGCGAGUAGCACAAGCGAAGGUCGGAAAAGCAUACAAGGUACAAAAUUUGGAGCAGCAUCGCCACAAGCGCAGAGAAAAAUACUUGCCUUAUCCGACCCUCAUAAGACGAGACCUCACCAACCAAAACACUGCCCAGCUCCACUUCCUAUACCUGGCCUAGCUCUGCAUGCGGGUGGCUUGGAACCCAGUCCCGGAGCGCCGAGAAGAGUCGGAUCAGCAACGAGGGUUCCGAUGCACGAGAGAUCGCAUAGCGAUACACCUUCUGGACUGCCGCCACCUGUUGAUCUGAGUGCAGAAAGCAGCAGUGUUACUAGUCUGAGUAAUCUGCAACCUCUGAGAAAAACACUGACCAGUGGUUCCGUGACAAGCAGUGACAGUGGUCACAGUACGCAAUUGGACAGUCACAGUGGCAGCAGCGUUGAAGCCGGUGGCAGCCCGCCUCCUUCGCAGAGACGACACUCGGCUAUGCAAGGGUCUGUAAUGAGGGGGGGACUACCUCCGUUCCCACACGCAGUCGCCGUGCUGCCUCCACUUCCUGCCACCUACAACCACUACUAUCACCACCCCCAACCUCCUCAAGGGCUUACAGGUAUAGGAGUUGGUAUUGGCUUGCCUCCUGGAGGAAUGAUGAUGCGAGGUGGUCCAACCCGCCAACCACCUGCCUAUAAAGUAGCGGCGCAGAUGGCUAGGCUCCACAGAUUGGGCAGAGCCCAUAGCCACGAGGGGGUCACGUAUCACACCGACCACGAUGAUGAUGACGAGGAUGCUCAAGUUUCGGCGGUGUAAUCUUCGGUAAGAUUAAAGCUAGCCGAUUUUAUUUUUACGUUAGGUAAUUUCUUGUUGGAAGAAAAAGGAAAACAAAAAAAAAGAAAAAAACCGACAUGUAAUGCAAGAGAAAAUAAUAAUAGUGACAACAAUGAUAGCGAAUUAAAUACCACCGUGAACUGAUUGAUCCGAAACUAUAAAGUGCUGGAACAUUUUCCAUAUCUUUUUUUUUUUUUCUAAUUGUUUUGUUUUUAUUUUCGUUUUAACGGUAUGUAAUAGAAUAGAUGCCAAUAAAAGAUAACAGGUUCUUCCUUUUGAAUUAUAUAACAGUCGAUGGGUAGCAAAUUCGACUAAUUGAAAAAGGAAUAAUAACCAAGAAGCUGAUUUGACGAACAAGACAUAUAUUAUGUAUAAAUGUAAACUGACACAAAUAUAUACUAUAUGUGUUGGAUGUCCGACCGAUCUUGCGGAUAACAUCGAUCAGUUAUCUAUUCAGAUCUUUAGCUAAAAAUUUUCUACACAAGACUGCGAGAGUACAUAUGAAUAAAUAUUCGGUUAUAGCGCAAAUAUAUUAUAUAAAUAUAUAUUUUGAAAAAGUGAAUGUUGAAAGACGUGGAAUUAUAAUUUGCUCCGUCUUCUUUUAUGCAUGUAGUGAAUAUUAAAUAUUGAAAAUACGUCUAAUUUUUACUCAUUUUCAUUGUUAGCUGUGGGAAAAAUUUUGCAAUGAAAUAUGCACGUUUACCAAUAUUUUACUAGAAGAUAUUCCACCGUCAGCUAAAGACAGAUUAUGUCGAGUACACUUUAUAGAGUAAUAAUAAUAUUAUUAUUGAAUUAUUAGUAAUAGUAAUAACGAUUAAUAAUAAUAAUAAUAUAUUACAUUUUAUAACGAGAUAACUUUUGCGUUAGCUUGGAUAGAAUUGAUCUUUUAGUUGAAAAAAUGUGGAAGUAAACGAUUCGCAUUCAUUUUUAAUAAAUCAUUCACUUUCGGCGAUAUUUAACCAAUUGUUUUCUCAAAGAACAGAAUUAUCAAGCGUUAUAACGUGGAUCGUGGAUAUAUAUUUUAACGAACUAUUAGUUUUUUCUUUUAACUCUUUUAAUUCUUCUCUUAUUUUGUUUUGUUUAUGAUUUUCUACCAAGAUACGGGUGCGUACGUUAUAAAAUCUCGAUUUACGAAAGAUCUGAAUCUGACAUUGAAAUUAAUUUGUAAACAGGAAAGACUAUUAUGAAUAUACAAAACAAUAUAUGUAUACUAUUCAUAUACGCUCGAAAACAAAUUUUAUUUUUAUUUUUUCAACAAAAGUCGAAGAUCAAUAACAUUUCACGUUAUAACUGAGAAACUAUUAUUAUUAUUAUUGUAAAAAAAAUGGAAAACCGGAUCAAAAGCGUCCGAUCUAUACGGUAAAGAAGACGUAGGUAAAAGAAAACUGUGAAUGACCAACGCAUUGACUAUGAUUAAGACAGUAAAGAAAACGGAAUGAAAAAGAAAUUGAUUAUCGACAAAGUGAUUAAAAAAAUUCAUCUCAAAUCGAUAUUGAAUAUUAUACAUAUACAUUUGGAAAACUGAUUUGAUUUUUGUAUUUAAAAAUAGUAAUAAUAAUAAUAUUCUAUAGAAUAUAAUAUAAUAUAAUACAAUACAAUAUAAUAUAAUAUAUGUGUAAUAAGUUGAGCCCAAAGAUGUUAAAUAUCGUUUAUUGCUGAUAGCUGCUGUACACAACGCGGCUUCUGUAUUAUAUAAUUUUAAGUUAGCUUUUAAAUUUUGUAAUAAGUCCAGUUUACUGUAAAUAUAGUACAAUAAUAAUGAUAAUAAUAAUAGUAUUAGUAUAUUAAUAGUAAUAAUAAUAAUAAUAGCGAUCGAUUCCUAUUGACCAGGGGAACAUAAAUUAGAUUUAUUGUUAGUUCAAAUUCGCGUCUAAAACUGUUAAUUAUAAUAACGUGAACAAAUCUUUUUCCGUGCGUACCUCUAUGUUGAAAUAAUGUUGCAAUCCGAGUUAUGGAUUAUGCGUGACAAAACGAACAAUUUCUAUAUCACAUUGUUUAUACAUACAUACACACGCGUACAGUAAUUCUCCGAAGUAAUACGGCACGGGUAUCUUUCUAUGCAGAAAUGAAUCGUAAAUCUAGUGGUUUUAUUCCGUACGCGUGACGGUAAACAUACAUUUUCUACAUGGCAUAAAAUAUUUAGGAAAAAAUAUACGCGCAACAAGUGUCCGUCUCGGAGGAAGAACAAAAAGAAAAUAUUGCAGUAUAUUUACUGUUAUUUAUUUGCAUGUAUGCAUGUAUAUCAAUUUCUCUCUCGCGUCCAUUGAUUUCGUUUUAUCAUGGGUAAUCUUUACGCAAAAGUAAACAAACCAACAUUCAGCCUUGCGUCGGUUACAAAAAAGAAAAGCAACAAACAACAAAAAGUGUAACGUAUUACUUUAAACUGCAAUUUUCUAUAAACUAAUAUAUAUAUAUAUAUUAUUAUUAUUUAAUGAUGAGGAUAAUAAUAAUAAUUGUAUAUUACGUAGCUGUAGUAACGAUGAUACCUGUAUGUAUAUGUAUUAUUGGGCUGUUGUGGUUAAUUGGUUAAAGAAAAGCCUGAAUUUCCCGAUUUACCAUCUCACCUCGAUCUCUCUGCCACCAGCUUGGUAUAGUGCAAUGCAGAAAGAUGAAACCAAACUAUUGAAAAAAAAAAAAUACCCACUCAGUGUCCACGAAGUCAAAUGAAC
Neodiprion fabricii is the source of this 7974-nucleotide messenger RNA. RefSeq names its product rap guanine nucleotide exchange factor 2-like. The record is from RefSeq and is a predicted model, not a curated record. Lineage: Eukaryota; Metazoa; Arthropoda; Insecta; Hymenoptera; Diprionidae. Gene Ontology annotation, biological process: positive regulation of GTPase activity; Ras protein signal transduction. The coding region runs from base 1016 to 5287 and encodes 1423 amino acids. Gene Ontology annotation, cellular component: apical plasma membrane; plasma membrane. The transcript has 22 exons. Gene Ontology annotation, molecular function: protein binding; guanyl-nucleotide exchange factor activity.